UCAAACCUCACAGGGCAAAUAUGUUCCAGAAAAUGAAUGCAAUUCAGAUGUGGAGAGCCGGCUGUAAGAGAUCCCUGUUCAGUGAUUUCUACCACAUCGGAAUAUCAGUUGCUGAAAACCUGCUGUUGUCAACAUUAGAUAAGUUAGCAGAUACGUUUGAUAAAGGACUGAAACAGUGGAAGAUAGAAUUACAGGAACACAUUUUCCCAUCUAAUUCUGCCAUGGAAACAGAAGAUGCUUCCAGUGUAAGUGACGAUGAUACGGACAUAUCUCAGCUCUCUUCAAUAGUUUCUUCCGAGAGUUCUGAAUCUAUGGAUGAAUGGGAAGAUAUUGCUGAAGAAAGUGUUUUAGAAGAACCAAACACUUCCAUAUGUUGAAAAUAUUCAAGACAUCCCUCAUGGUAAUUUUCUGCUUAAUUAUUGUAACUGAUAGAAUCUACUGUGAUUUGUAAACCGUUCUGCAAAUAAAAAUCUUUUUAGU
Messenger RNA from Ruditapes philippinarum (Manila clam), 480 nucleotides. RefSeq lists its product as uncharacterized. The transcript has 3 exons. The record is from RefSeq and is a predicted model, not a curated record. The coding region runs from base 21 to 377 and encodes 118 amino acids. NCBI's taxonomy places the organism in Eukaryota, Metazoa, Mollusca, Bivalvia, Venerida, Veneridae.